GGUAUUUCCAGUUGUCCAAGGCAGGCGUGCAAAGAUUUAUUUAAUUCAUUUAUAGGUUUACCAAAGUUUCAUUAUAUGAAGAGGACAUAAAAUGGAUAGCUGUGUGAAAAACCAAAACAAAACAUCAUGUGAAAGUGGGGAAGUUCAUGAGAACUGUUCUUUGGGGAAGGAUAUGACCCCUGACCUAGUGGUAAGGGUCAGCGGAAGAGACUUCUACUGCAACAAGAAGCAGAUGAUGGGGAGCAGUGAGUUUUUUCGAGGCAUGUUUGAAAGUGAAAUGAAGGAAGCCAAUUCUGACUGUGUUCAGAUUGAAGAAGCAGACAUUGAAACCAUGGCAGCUGUAAUCAGAUUUUGUGAGACAGGAAGGUUGGAGUUAUCUGUUGAUAAUGUCCACCAGGUGGCAGAACUUGCUUCUAAAUAUCAGGUAUCAAAUCUUAUUGGGAAGUGCAGUAUCUUUUUACGGGAUUUCAUUCAUGAUGAGAACUGCUUUUCUACAUUGUUUUUUGCGGAUACUUUUUACCUUAAGGAAGCUUAUAGUAAAGCCAGACAUUAUGUACUCUGGAACUUUAUGAAAUUACUCCAUCAAGGAGAGUUUGUUGAAAUGGAGACCAGUCAGUUGAGGAGAAUAAUAAGUGAUCCUCAGCUUAAUGUAAAGAGUGAGCUCGAAACCUUGAAAGCAUUGAUGUGCUGGAUCAAUCAUGACAUGGAAAGAACUGGCUCACUUCCAGAGCUUCUCAUGGAUGUAUUGGAGUUUUGUAAUGAAAAAGACAUUGAAAUGAUAAUGGAGAGCCCAGAUGUUUCCAAGAAUUGCAAAGACCUUUUAUCAGAUCUCGGUGGUGAAAAAAGUCGAAACUGUAGUAAGAAGAAGCGCUUUAUACCUCAUCACCUGAUAUCAGUUGGGGUCCAUAUUGAGGAUGAUGAUAUUUCUGGAGAAACAGAUUCCCAGGAUCUACCCAGACAGAUAGUGUCCUAUGAUGUUGAUACUGGUCACAUCACACCUUUUACUAAAGUGCCAGAUGGAUGCUUAAUUUCCCAUGAUGCUUUGCUUGCGAAAAAGGGAUACAGUGUUUGCACCCAAGGUGAGAAAAUCUUUGUUAGUGGUGGUGAAGAUAGACUGGGGAAAAACACUUGGAUGAUGCAGAUUUGGUGCUACAAUAAUUUUGAAAAAUCUUGGAGCACAGUUGCAGAGUUGCAGAAACCCAGACGGCAUCAUGCCAUGUGUGUGUCUGGUGAUUCCUCAUUACUGCUUAUGGGUGGAUUUGGUAGAUUCAGAUACCGCUUGAACUCUGUACAGGAAUAUGAUUACCACACAGGUGAAUGGAGUGAUAGGGCCCCAAUGCCAGAGAAGAUGGUUAAUAUCUGUGCUUGUCGUUGUCACAGCUAUGUAUUUGUUGUAAAGACUGGCUCCAUUUCAUCUCCUUUGUCAUACAACACUGCUCUAGACCAAUGGACUUGCCUUUCUUUUAACACCACUCUUGGAGAGCUGGCAUUUGAUGCUAAAAGAAUAUGGAUGAUCCCAGACAGCAACUUUAUUUUCAUAGGAAUGGACAAUGUACAUACUGUUUUUAAAAUUAACAUAAUAACAAAUGAAAUGCAGGAAUGCUCAGUGGUCAGUGACAAUGGAAGGAAAAGACAGCCAAGUUAUGAUGUCUCAAAAUUAGAUCCCGAGAAGUUUAGUGAAAACUGUGAAGUGAUAAAAGCAUUGAAAAAUGUGUAUCACCUUGACGCUAAUUUAGAGAAAGACAAGUUAUGGAAAUUGUUCAGUUUCUUUGUAAGAAAUGAAAUUCUAGCUGUUCCAUCUUUUCCUGGUUUAAUUGAUGUAAAAUAAACAAAAUUGCACAAUCUUUU
This is a messenger RNA of Magallana angulata, 1848 nucleotides long. RefSeq names its product kelch-like protein 21. Lineage: Eukaryota; Metazoa; Mollusca; Bivalvia; Ostreida; Ostreidae. Bases 92 to 1828 code for a protein of 578 amino acids. Gene Ontology annotation, molecular function: protein binding. The transcript is spliced from 8 exons. The record is from RefSeq and is a predicted model, not a curated record.